AUGCCUGGCUCAAGGAGCUCAAAGCAUGCCAAAGACUCUAUCAGGACGGCGGACACUGUGUUCGUCGAGGAUGGUGAGCUGACGGGAAUCUACUACAUUCCCAUCUCUGGUCUUCCCCACACAACGACGUGGCAACAGUUAAAGGACCACGUAAGGAGGGGAUGUGGUGUCGAAGCCGAUAAAAUUGAGGUUUAUGCUCCUCUCGGUGGAUGUGUUCGAAUCCGAGAGAGGGACAAUUUUGACAAAGCGUUCACUUUCUUAAACGGCAGUACCCUUAACGGCCGUGCCCUUUUUGCUGAUGGGAGGAACAAGGGCGGAAGGGUCAUGGUCAAGCCCACCAUCGCCGUACCUUUGACCGUUCGACCUACCGCGUCCCUAGAGACAGACCCCGCUCCAGCUUAUGGAUAUGGCUUCAGUCGAGGUGGUGCAGCCGGUGGUAUGAUGCCAGCCUUUACGAACAUGGCCAUAUCCGGGUCUCCGGCGGUUUAUGGGGCCGCGCAGCCGUAUGGAGGCCAUGUUGUGGCGCCAUAUCCUGAGACCCCGUUGAUGAUCAGUCCCUACAGCGUCGAUCCGGCAUGGAACCCCUAUGCUUCGAUUGGACAGCCCUACAACGCUCACCAAAGCUUCAGUUCAGAUUACGCUACCCGUGAUCACGGUCAAGAUGCUCAUACUCAGUCUUACGUAGCUGUUCCAAUGUAUCAUAGCCCUCCUGUCUAUCCAGAAGGAUACAACAACUACGAGGGAACCAUCGCCGCAGCCUCUACGCCUCCUAUUCCCGUCCAGGUCCAGCGCAAUAAUAGCAUCGCUAACAGUCUCGCCUCCGUGCCCAGCUUCAGCACACCAACUACCACCAUCAUCACCAACAUUGGCACACCCAAUAUCGUGAACACCGUCAAUACAGCACUGACCGCUCCCUCGCCCCCUCUCAAUGCUCGCAACCUUCCUUUUUCGUUUCCCAUCACCUCUCCUGGACCCCACCCAAUGCAGGCUCAACCUCAACAGCAACAACCACAUACGAUCCUCAUAACCGGUCUCGCAAAAAAAGAUCUCACACCGGAUAAAAUUCGUCUCCUUGUCUCUAAGCACGUCUCUGAAGUUGUCGCCGCCCAGAUACAAGGUAUCCAGAUUUCGGACAGGAAGGAAACGACACCCCUCGGAUACACAGCAUACGUGCGGUUCAAGACCAUCGAGGACGCGGAGUUGGCGGUGGCACAUCUGGAUCAAAAGCUCUUUGGGAAGUAUACCUUGGGAGUGAAGAUUUGGGUUCCUGAACGGGGGGCGGUGUUUGUCGGGGAAGAGGUUGAUAGUAGUGGCGGAGGGAGGAGAGGAGGAGGGAGGCUAAACGUGGGUGGGGCCGCAGCAGAGGGUGAUAGAAGAGGCGGGGGCGUGAAAGAGAGCGAUGAUGGAGGUGGUAGGAACGAUGAAAGCAAGAAUAGGGAUGGACCGCGCGGUAAGGGAAAGGAGAAGAGCGAUCAAGGGGCGAAGUACGCCAAGAACAAAGACAACAGCAGUAAGGAUGAUACCAGUGGGCAGAGAACGGAAUCGCAGAAAGUGCAAAUAAUCAACACGCCAUCAACAUCGACAUCGGCAACGGCACUAGCGGUACCUCCCAAACUGGGGCACAGAAGGGAAUCAACAGGCGGCGUGGUCAUUGCCCACGGAAGCUAUACGACCAACACCACCACUACUGGAGCGGCAGCGGCGGGAAAGAAGGAUAGAAGCAGUAGCCUGUCGGCUAUGUACAAGUCAGAUGUGGUGAUUGCCCGUGGGAGCUGGGCUACUACCAAGUUACCAAGAACUAGGGACAGAGAGACAGGCGACGGGACGCAGUGA
This is a messenger RNA of Neurospora tetrasperma FGSC 2508, 1833 nucleotides long. RefSeq lists its product as uncharacterized. Gene Ontology annotation, molecular function: mRNA binding. The transcript has 3 exons. Lineage: Eukaryota; Fungi; Ascomycota; Sordariomycetes; Sordariales; Sordariaceae. Gene Ontology annotation, cellular component: cytoplasm; nucleus. The record is from RefSeq and is a predicted model, not a curated record. Bases 1 to 1833 code for a protein of 610 amino acids.